AAUUGGACAAAACUUCCAGCCCAAUGAAACUUCCGUCAAGCCCAGUGAUGGCUGCUGCUAUGUCAGGGAGCGCAGCUGCCAGCAGUGAAAGCUCGGAGACGGAGCUCGGUGUCGCCUCCCGUCCGCUUCUUCACAACUACGACCUCGCCGCGGAGCACGUAAACUGGAUGCCCGGAGACCGGUGGCGUGCUGAAACGGAGCCCGGCGGAGAGGACGCGGCGCCGGGGCGGAGGGUCGACGAGAACCUGCCACCGCUGAGCCCCGAGGAGAUAGAGAGUCGUUUGGACAGAACUCGACGGGAGUUUUACAACCGCAGAAAAAUCCUCAUUAAAAACCUGCCCGCUGAUGUCACAAACCAGGAGGUCCAUGAGUUGUUGGGGAACUAUGACUUGAAGUACUGCUUUGUGGACAAGUACAAGGGUACAGCCUUUGUGACUCUACUCAAUGGGGAGCAGGCACAGUGUGCCAUCAAAGAGUUCCACCAGCAUGUUUUACGGGACCGGGAGAUCUCUGUGUGGCUGCAGCCGACUGACUCACUGUUGUGUAUUGCCAACCUGCCUAUCACUUUCACGCACCAGCAGUUUGAAGAGUUGGUGAGGCCGUUUGGCAACCUGGAACGCUGCUUUUUGGUGUAUAGUGCCACAACUGGUCAUUCCAAGGGCUAUGGUUUUGUGGAAUACAUGAAGAAGGACUCGGCGGCCCGAGCCAAGUCAGAGCUCCUCGGUAAGCAGCUUGGGUCCCGCAUGCUGUACGUGCACUGGACUGAGGCGGGUUCUCUCACGUAUCCUUUGCUGCAUUCCAAAUGCCUCUGCGUUGACCAACUACCUCCAAGCCUAGUGACUGCCCAAGACCUCUGCAGUGCGCUGGCUGACACCCCUGCACCAGUCUUCUGCCAGUUGGCUCAAGGGCAGGAUGGAAGUUUUCGACGGUUUGCUGUGUUGGAGUUUGCCACAGCAGAGAUGGCCGAGGAGGCACAGCGACUCAGUGAUGGCAGGCUACUGGGUUGCGCACACAUCAGGGUGUCUUUUUGUGCCCCUGGACCCCCUGGAAGAAGCAUGUUGGCUGCUCUCAUUGCUGCCCAGACCAUGGCUGUCAAUCGAGGGAAAGGUCUCCUCCCUGAUCCCACAGCCAUACAGAUUUUAACAGGCCUCAGUAACCCGGCCACCGUCAAGAUGCUGCUCAGCCCGCUGUCACAAGGACCCAGACAAGGUCUUCUUGGAGCAGCCCCAACAAUGCCACUGCUUACCAACCCGGCCCUCUCUGCCACCUUGCUCCAGCUACUCCUUCAGAACCAGCAGCAAGCCCAGCAGCAAGCCUUUCUGGGAAAUCAUCUUCUGUGGGCUCAGGUGCUACACAAUAAAGAAACUCCUCUCGUGCCUUGUGCAGGGCUCAUUAGGGAGAACCCUCUGGCUGCUCUGCCUGUCCCACAGGGAGGCCAUCUGCUCAGAGACCUGCCCCAAGGUGUUGUCCCAGGUCUUGGUCCUCAGACAGAUCCCCUACCUCCACUGAAGCCACUUGGCAGAGGUCUGAGUAGAGAGCAGGAGUCUCCCACACCAGUGUGCACUUUCCCCCGAAAUUCCUCUCCCACCCUGCAGGGCAUCUCUCUGCCAUUGAUGGGUGGCAUGAUGGGGGCAGAUGGCCUCAAAUCACAAGGGGUCUCGCUUUUUGGAGAUCCUCUUAAAGACAUGAGUCCUCUUCUCAAUGGCAACAGUGUUUUCCCAUCAGGAGCAAACUGUAGACCCCACCCUUACCGGAAGAGGCCCACACUGAGUAAUGGCUCUAUCCAACACGCACAUCAGGUCCCGCGGUCAAAUUACAACAUGUGCUACCAGGAGUCCUACAGUCCAGAAUUUCCUCUAAACCAGGAUCUCCAAGCCCAUGCGUAUGAACAGAACCAUGACACUGGAGUGGUGUCAGGAUUUGGACAGCAGUUCUCUCACCAGCCUCAAUACAGUGAGCGGUUUUCUCACUACGGUUAUACUCACAGCCCACCAAUGUCCUCAUACUUCAGCUCAGGGCCCGAUACCAGCAAGACGGGUAGCUUCCAUACCACCAACCUCAACAGGGCUGUGGGAAUGCCACCAGUGAGUCAUUCCACUGGGUACCCUUCAGGUCUAGAGAGUGCUGUGAAGACUCCCGUCAGUUGCCAGAAGCGCAUGUUCUCUCACUUGAUCCCGUCUCCAGAGCCGAGCCCUGAAGGGGGCUAUGUGGGCCAGCAUUCCCAAGGUCUUGGGGGCCAUUAUGCCGACUCCUAUCUGAAACGCAAACGCAUUUUGUAACUACAGCAAGUUUGUUUCCAUUCAAUAUUGGAAAAACUCCUCCAGUGGACGUUGGAGGGUGGUGGCC
Messenger RNA from Thalassophryne amazonica, 2346 nucleotides. RefSeq names its product ribonucleoprotein, PTB-binding 1 (gene raver1). Bases 24 to 2279 code for a protein of 751 amino acids. Lineage: Eukaryota; Metazoa; Chordata; Actinopteri; Batrachoidiformes; Batrachoididae. The transcript is spliced from 15 exons. Gene Ontology annotation, molecular function: RNA binding. The record is from RefSeq and is a predicted model, not a curated record.